GGAGCCCAGUUUGCUCUGCAGGAUCCAGAGAUGGCAUCAGUGAAGCUGGAAGACUGCUGUCAAACACUGGAGCUGAAUGUCAACAUUAAAGAUGAAGAAGAAGUGGAGGAGAACAUUAGGACAACUGUUAGUCAUGGAUACCACGUUGAGACAUUCUCUACACCCAGAGAGCAACAGCAGGAAGAUCAGAGAGCUAAGAGGUCUCAUCACUGCCCACAUUGUGAAGAGAUUUUCCCAUUUCUAUCAAAGCUAAAAAUACACCUAAAAAUACACACAGGAGAGAAGCCAUACUCCUGCUCAGACUGUGGAAAAUGCUUCACAACAUCAACUGAUCUAAAACUUCAUCAGAGAACACACACCGGAGAGAAGCCUUACUCCUGCUCUGACUGUGGGGCGAGUUUCUCUCAUCUGGGCACCUUAAAAACACACCAACGUAUACACACAGGAGAGAAGCCUUACUCCUGCUCUGACUGUGGAAAAUGCUUCACAACAUCAACUGAUCUAAAAGUUCAUCAGAGAACACACACUGGAGAGAAGCCUUACUCCUGCUCUGACUGUGGAAAAUGCUUCACAACGUCAACUUAUCUAAAAGUUCAUCAGAGAACACACACAGGAGAGAAGCCUUAUUCCUGCUCUGACUGUGGAAAAAAUUUUAAAACAUCAAAAGAGCUAAAAGUUCACCAGAGAACACACACAGGAGAGAAGCCUUUCUUCUGCUCUGACUGUGGGGCGAGUUUCUCUCAUCUGGGCACCUUAAAAACACACCAACGACGUAAACACACAGGAGAGAAGCCUUACAUCUGCUCUGACUGUGGAAAAUGCUUCAAAACAUCAACUGAGCUAAAAGUUCACCAGCGAACACACACAGGAGAGAAGCCUUACGUCUGCUCGGACUGUGGAACUAGUUUCUCUAAAUUUUCCCACUUAAAAACACAUGAACGUAUACAUACAGGAGAGAAGCCUUACGUCUGCUCUGACUGUGGGGCGAGUUUCUCUCAUCUAGGCACCUUAAAAACACACCAACUUAUACACACAGGAGAGAAGCCUUACGUCUGCUCUGACUGUGGAAAAUGCUUCACAACAUCAACUCAUCUAAAAGUUCAUCAGAGAACACACACAGGAGAGAAGCCGUAUUACUGCUCUGACUGUGGAACUAAUUUCUCUCAACUUUCCCACUUAAAAUCACAUGAACGUAUACACACAGGAGAGAAGCCCUAUUACUGCUCUGACUGUGGAAAAUGUUUUAAAACAUCAAAUGAGCUAAAAGUUCAUCAGAGAACACACACAUGAGAGAUGCCUGCUUACGUCUUCUCUGAUUAUUGGGUGAGUUUCUCUCACCAUAGCAACUUAACACACCAAUGUAUACACACAGGGGAGAAGCCUUACUCUGUGGAGAGGUGGGCUUGUAAGUCAAACGUCUAGCCAAAAGCUGCGUGUUUGAAUCUCAUCAGGGAGGACUUUAGCAUUUUAACUAAUGAAUUUUUCCCACUGUUCUGACUUGGUGGUAGAGAAAUGUAAUCAUUGAAUAUUGUAAGGGUUUUCAUUGUCUGCUUAUAUGCCCCUUUAUUUAUCUUACGGUUCUGACUUGGUGUACAGAGAGAACACUGUAAGAACAGCCCAUUUUCUGAAUUAUGUUGCUGUACAUUUCAAAAGUGCUGAACAAAGUUAUAUUGACUACGUCCGUUAUAGCUCGCUCAUUAAUGUCUUAAUCGAAAUUACGGAUUGCCUCUUAUUCGCUUUUCGUCCCUUAUGCCAUAGUUUGUACAUCUCAAUUGUCAGUAGUAACCACAUUUCUGUAGUUAGAGGACCUACUUUCAGAACUGGUCUUUCUACUAGUCCUGACAUGGUUUCGAGGCCUGUUCAGAAAUCUUGCAACCAUAAAUGCACUGUGACAAAGGAUACUUUAAUGUUGAAUAAUAUGUACUUCAUAGCUAUCAUUGGUGUGGUUAUCAACAACUUGGAUUGUGUAAAGUAGAAAUAACUUUAAACCUGGUAUCUUGUAAACUGCAGCAGAGUUGUUGGGGGUAACAGAUGUUACUGUCGGUAUGGUUUUUGAUAAGCUGGAUAACCUGGGGGUGGAUUGUCUCAGCAUGAUAUAAACCCCAAUGUUUGCAAACACAGAAAGGGAUCUAUUGAUAUAGUUUAUUGGGGGGUGUGGGAGGGUUUUUGGGGAAGGGGAGGGUGUGGUAGAAGUUAAUAGGGAUUUCUUGGUUUAUUUUCUUAGUACAGAAUUAGACAGACAUGGACCUUAAACAUUUGUUUGCGGACCGCCAUGAUACCAUAGGAGUUCUGCAUCAACGGACUUCAGCGCAGGUAGUGCCUCAUCAGAGAGGGAACAUUUCAGUUGCACUACAGUUUUGACGCUGAAUGUAAAUAUUAUCAGUUAAAAAACUGAUUUACAUGUGUACUACUAUUCAGACACAUACAGUUUCUAUAUUUAUCUAUAAUUCAGGGUUUGCACAAGGGGCUUAAAGUAAAUAAAUAUUAGUGCCUGAAAAAAGUCCUUGAAUUUGACUUGCCACUGUACGACCCCUGAUAAUUCUUAAUAUGGUGUGAAUGGGAAAUACAUUUGGUUUUCUGUGAGUGAAAAAAUACAGUGAAGACAAGGUUAUUCAUAAAAUAGUACAUAGUGCUGCCUGAAACAUACUGCAAUCUUGUACUAAAUUAUUUUUUUGUCAUUUAUGCAUUUGUGAAUUUAGGAAAUCUACUAUAGAUUAAGUGCUCUUAUGUUGUGCAAUUGAAAAUGUGUACUUUGUGUCUAAUGUGAAUGAAUGUUUUGUCAAGGAUUAGCUACCUGAUCUACUGAAAUGAGAUGAUUGAUCAAGAAAAAAGUGGUUUGCUGAGGUCAAUGUUUUGAAGAAAGUGCUCCGUGGGUGGUGGGGUUGUGGUAUGGGCAGGUUUAAAGCUACGGAUAACAAACACGAUUGAUUUUUAUCGAGACGGGAUUCUGAGGCACAUUGUCAUGCCAUUCAUCAUCACCUCAUGCUUCAGCAUGAUAAUGCACGGCCCCAUGUCACAAGGAUCUGUACACAAUUGAAAAUGUCCCAGUUCUUCCAUGGCCUGCAUACUCACCAGACAUGUCACCCAUUGAGCAUGUUUGUGAUGCUCUGGAUGGACGCGUACGACAGCGUAUUCCAGUUUCAGUUGACUGAUUUCCUUAUAUGAACUGUAACUCAGUAAAAUCUUUCAAAUUGU
Messenger RNA from Oncorhynchus kisutch (coho salmon), 3195 nucleotides. RefSeq names its product oocyte zinc finger protein XlCOF6.1-like. Lineage: Eukaryota; Metazoa; Chordata; Actinopteri; Salmoniformes; Salmonidae. The record is from RefSeq and is a predicted model, not a curated record. Gene Ontology annotation, cellular component: chromatin; transcription regulator complex; PcG protein complex. The transcript is spliced from 3 exons. Gene Ontology annotation, molecular function: DNA-binding transcription factor activity, RNA polymerase II-specific; RNA polymerase II cis-regulatory region sequence-specific DNA binding. The coding region runs from base 31 to 1290 and encodes 419 amino acids. Gene Ontology annotation, biological process: regulation of transcription by RNA polymerase II.